Molecule: messenger RNA, 548 nt
Organism: Syzygium oleosum
Lineage: Eukaryota; Viridiplantae; Streptophyta; Magnoliopsida; Myrtales; Myrtaceae
Product: RNA polymerase II transcriptional coactivator KELP-like
Exons: 2
Coding region: 193-501 (102 amino acids)
Biological process (GO): positive regulation of transcription initiation by RNA polymerase II
Molecular function (GO): transcription coactivator activity; DNA binding
Source: RefSeq, a predicted model, not a curated record
GGGAUCCUUAAAACAGGUUACAAUUAUUUUUUGGUCCUUUCUUUCCCUUCAGUUUCACUUCCACCCGCGAGCAUUUCUCCAUUUCUCGCGCUCCGCUAGGGUUCCGGCGGGCUCCCACCGUCUCUCCUCGGAGGUGCAAUUCCGGCCGUCCUUCUCGCUCGCUGGAAUGCGCCGCGCGAGAUUGCCAGUGACAUGGACAGCAAGAAGUUGGUGCGCAGCGUCCUGGAGUCGUUCCUCCUCUCCGACGCUGCGGGCGAGGAUAGGGCCAACGGCGGCCAACCUGACGUCCGAGGAGAGGCCGGCGAGGUCGCCGUGGAAGCACUGGCGAGGGAAGUGAAGAUGGAGCUCGGCGAAAGUGGAGGACGCGUCAUUUGUGAGCUUUCAAAUAGGAGGUAUGUGACUCGUCAAGAUUAUAACGGCACAAAUAUGGUAUCGAUAAGGGACUACUAUAUCAAAGAUGGAAAGAAUUUCCCAGUGCUAAAGGUGAUUGCACAUGUAUAACAUUCUCUCCUCUAUCUAAAUCAACAAUGAUGCUCUUGUCUUUUUAU